GCUGUUGAAGCACAAUGAAGAAUGUUUGUCAGCUGACCAGAAAUGAGGUGGGCUAUGAAAUGGAUUUCGGUGUCGGUGUAACACUUCUACAAAGACAGAAGCAGCAGCCAGUGAGUCUCUAACAAUGAGCGUCACAGGAUCUGGACAGUUGGACUGAUCUCUACCAGCUACAGCAACCCUCUCCAGAUUAUGGCUCUUCAACAAACACAGUCUGUUUUUGCUUUUCUGGAUAAGCACAAGUAAACCUUUCUCCUCAACACUUCCUGUCUUACUGUUCUUCUAUUGCCUCAACCUUCCCUUUUCUCUUUUGUCUUCCCUUUUGUGAGCGUUGCUUAUUCAGUCUGUGAAAAUGGACGACACAGAGCCAGUGCAACCCAGCCUCAACUCCUCCUAUAUUCCCACUGGUCUUGGCAACCACCAAGUAUCUGAGGAUGAGGAGAGCGAAGACCCCUCUGCAUCACUCUUACCCAAACAUUCGUCAGUGCCUCUGGCCGUGCGCUACAGCCCAGAGGACUCUUAUUGUUUGGUGUACAUAAUCUUCUUUCUGCUGGGCAUUGGCUCCCUGCUGCCCUGGAACUUCUUCAUAACAGCCAAACACUACUGGCUCUACAAACUGAGUAACAACACUGAUCGCAGCGGUAAUGAGGAGCAACGUUCAGACCUCAGUGACUACUUUGAAAGUUAUCUGGCCAUUGCCUCCACGGUGCCCUCAGUGCUGUCUCUGAUACUCAACUAUCUCCUAGUCAACAGGUUGUCUUCCAACGUGCGGAUCCUGUCGUCUCUUUUUGUCAUCCUGUUGGUGUUUGUGCUGACCACGGUGCUAGUGAAGAUAGACGUGUCUGACAGCCGGGUGGAGUUCUUUAUUGGCACGCUGGCCUGUGUGGCUGUCGUCAGCGGAGCCUCCAACCUCUUCUCUGGCAGCGUGUUCGGGAUCAGUGGGCAUUUCCCAAUGAGGAUUUCUCAGGCCCUUAUAUCAGGCCAGGCAAUGGGAGGCACGUUGAGUGCAGUAGCUUCAAUAGCAGACCUGGCAUUGGCGAAGGAUGUGACAGACAGCGCUCUGGCCUACUUCCUGACAGCUGACAUCUUCAUCCUGCUCUGCAUCAUCACAUAUCUGCUGCUGCCCAAGCUGGCAUAUUCAAGACACUACAUGCUGGCAGCAACAUGCACCAGUUCAGGAGUGAUGAGCGAGGGGGGAGCAGCAGAGGGAGCAAAAGUCUCCGUCCCACCACUACAGCCUAUCCUCAGGAAGACGUGGGUGCUCGGCUUAAGUGUCUUCUACGUCUUCUGCAUCUCUAUCAUGGUGUUCCCUGCAGUAUCCUCAGGAAUCCAGUCUGUCCACAAAGACAGCGGCAGCCCCUGGACAACCACUUACUUUGUGCCCCUCACCAGCUUCUUCCUGUACAACGUGGCAGACUUUUGUGGCAGGCAGGCCACGGCCUGGCUGCAGGUCCCUGGUCCCACCAGCCGAGUCUUGCCUGUACUGGUGCUAUGUCGCACCAUCAUGGUGCCACUUUUCAUGUUCUGUAACUACCAGCCGAGGGACCACCUCCACACUGUGCUUUUCACCCAUGAUUUGUACCCUGUGGUCUUUAACUGCCUGCUAGGCCUUACUAAUGGCUACUUAGGCACUCUGCCAAUGAUCUAUGGCCCUAAGGUGGUACCUCGGGAGCUGGCAGAGGCCACAGGAGUGGUCAUGUCCUUCUUCCUCACUCUGGGACUGGCUGUUGGAUCUGCUUUUUCAGUGCUUAUUGUGCACUACAUCUGACCAAGCAGUUACUAAGCAAUGACUUAGUCAUUUACAGUGGUAUAAUGGUAUUCAAAGGGCAGUAGCUGGGCAGUGACAAAUACCAGAACUGUGACUGUGAUACAAAGCGCACAAGUGACGUCAGUUGUUUGCCAUGAGGGAAAAGUGCUGAUAAGCUUCUCAUUUCCACUUUUCACCAUAAAGCCAUGACUCCUUCAUACCUCACAUUAAUGUGUGUAUUGUUUACACUGAUGUGGCUCAUGAUGUGAACCUCAGGGCUCUGUCCGCCAUGACUUGGUCUCUACAUAUUAGAGAUCAGGAAGGUGCUUUCCAAGCAACAUGAGCAAUCUCUGUAAUCAGGGACACUUGAUUUAACAAAGCUAUUUUUUAUUACACACAUUUUGAACACAUUGAUUUACUUUAAAUGGGUAAAAUACUGUGGUAUAUAAUAAGUUAUGCAGAGGGUGUUAUUAUUUUAGUUAAACUUUAAUAAAAACAUGCAGAUGGAAAAGAAUGACCACAUCUGGUUGAGGGACAGCUGGAAUACGCGGCUAAUUUUUGAUGAACAUGUGGAUUUGUAUUUGCUCUGUAAACCUUGUAACUGAAUUUGGACAGCCUGACCAUUUCCAGUAACAUUUAUUUUGGUCAUCAUUUUCAAAUGUGCACUUGAGUCCAUUAGAAGUAAACCUGUAAAUAUUUGAUCUUAUUCCUACAAGCCUUUGUCUGCUUGUUAAAUAAUUAUACCAUCUUUGCAACUUGGGCACAAUUAACCUUCUGUUCUCUUUACUUCUCAAACUACAAAUAAUGUACUAAAUUACAGUUAACUUUUUUUAUUUUGUUUUUUUUAAAGUUCACUGUUGUACAUUAUCUAUCUGAAACAAUGUUUGACCCAAGUUGAUAGUGAGCUGGACUAAAGCAAAUACCUCUUAGGAGAAAUUAAUGUAGACACUUUUUGUAGUCCAUUUGGAAAGUCAGGAGCAACAUGCAGAUUACAGACAGUUUUGUCACAGUAUUAUAUACACAAGUAUAGGUAUUGUAUAUGGAAAGUUAAGGAGUGUUCUUUAAAUGACCCAGACAUGACAGGAAUACUUGGGAUUUCAGUUUCCAGCAAAAGAAAAUAAAUGGAACCAAGUGGA
Dicentrarchus labrax (European seabass) is the source of this 2880-nucleotide messenger RNA. It is a transcript of the gene slc29a3, whose product is annotated as solute carrier family 29 member 3. The coding region runs from base 350 to 1765 and encodes 471 amino acids. Gene Ontology annotation, biological process: nucleoside transmembrane transport. The record is from RefSeq and is a predicted model, not a curated record. Gene Ontology annotation, molecular function: nucleoside transmembrane transporter activity. NCBI's taxonomy places the organism in Eukaryota, Metazoa, Chordata, Actinopteri, Moronidae. The transcript has 7 exons. Gene Ontology annotation, cellular component: Golgi apparatus; plasma membrane.